AACCUAAUAACCACUCCUUCGAACCCCAGCCCAAGGCCAAAAAGGUGCGGUAUUCGGGCGGAGGUUGUUUACAAGUGAGGGCGAGCCGCGCCGAGUGCCGCACACCCACUUGUUCCGCGAAGCCCUCCAACGCCAGGCUCGUCUGCAUGUGGCUAUUUGGGAGGUUAUUUAAAUCAAGCGCGGCGAGGAUGGGUGAUGAGGAAUACAGCAUUACGCUGUGCCAUGGGACCUCCCGGCAUGAGGUGACAGUGAAAGGGACCAUGGCCUUAGAAGACUUAUCCAGAAUGAUAGAGGAACUGACAGAUGUGCUUCACACCAGCCAAAAGAUCAUACACCGGGGAAAGACCUUAUCCCGGGGUGAAGCAAGUUUGGCGUCCUAUGGAGUGGGUCCGGGCGCCAAGCUAAUGGUGUUGGGCAAGAAACAUGAACCUGAGGACAGUGCCACCUUCCACGCUGUGCUAAAGAUUGAAGAAUCAUGCAUCAAAGUUGAGCGACGUCUUUAUGAUACAAUGCCAGAAGUGGAAGGGAUUUCACAGGGAUACAUGGAGGCCCGGUUGUGUGGGGAAGUACUCACCAGGCACAAGAAGCAGAUGCUUGCAGUUAAUGAAGACUUCAUGCGCCACCUGGAGGAGCUUGAUAGCAUUUCAUUUUCGGAGACAGAUGCUCGUGCUAGGCAACGUCGGAAAACACUAGUGAAGAAAAUCCAGCAGUUGAUGGAACAGUGUGAUAGAGUGCAAGACAACAUCAAUCAGUUGAUGGUGAAGUACACCUAGUAGCAAAGAGGGGUCUUGUGCUAUGACCUCUCGCGAGAUGCUUAACACACAGCUUGUUUGCCUGAAUCUAAUAACUAAGUAGAAGGUUGUAUGUUAUACAUUAGAAUAUUUAUGUUAUGGAAGUGAUCUUGUUAAUGAUCGUAAAAAGUAUGAGUGUGUUAUUGGCAUUAGAGCAUGUUUCUAGCAUUGCAUUCUGGCAGCUUGAUAUGAGGAAAGUUAGCUUUGGGCCAGGUUUCUAGUGAUGCAUGCUAGUAGCUUAAUGCAAGCAGUCCCUUAGAUAUCAAAAAUAUUUGUGACUUUAAAAUGCUUUUGAGAUAAAUAAUUUAAAUAUAAUCUUUGGGGGACAAAAUAGUAUAUUACCAGUUUUAUAAAGUGGAUACUGCAUUUAAUAAUCUCAUUAGCAACUUUGGUAAGGAAAAAUACAGUAAGGUUUUGUUUCUUGAUGUUUUUUUUCCAAAAGUUUAACCACAGUUUAAUAGAAAGUUGUCCCUGGGACUACAACUGUUUGUAAUUGACAUACAAUAGCAUUUUUUCUUAACAUUUAGCAAUUUAUUAAUAAUUAAUUACUCAAUUACUAUGGGGUGCUAUUAUCUCAUUUCCAUAUCAAUAAAAAGUCCAGAUUUAUAAUAAAACUCAAGUAUUAUUAUAAAAUAGAGUAAAAGAAUAUUUGUCUAAAUUCCAUUAGUGCAGAAAAUCCCAAAAGACCAAAUUUUUGGAGGAAAAAAAAUCAUAAAGGCAAGAAGUUAUAUCAUGAAAAAUUAAAGAAUUUUGAUGUGAAGAAAAUUAUUUAUAAGAUUCAAACUCUGGAUGGCUGGAAUUAAUAAGUUUUAAAACACAAAUACAGCACAUACUCACAUUCAUGUGUUCAUAAAGUGGUGCACCGCGUUUCACUCAGGACCAGAUAAAUGUGUAAAAUUUGAAUCCAUGAAAGUUGGGGUGAUGAUCCUAUGGGAAAAAAGGGCAGUUGAUCAAGAGCUUCUCUGAAAACUCACCCAAAUACCAUUUCCCCAAAAAUUUAUGGAGUACCUGAAAUCCUAACAAUAAACAUGCUUAGAAUGUG
Molecule: messenger RNA, 1833 nt
Organism: Eriocheir sinensis (Chinese mitten crab)
Lineage: Eukaryota; Metazoa; Arthropoda; Malacostraca; Decapoda; Varunidae
Product: BAG family molecular chaperone regulator 1-like
Exons: 5
Coding region: 147-773 (208 amino acids)
Biological process (GO): protein stabilization
Cellular component (GO): cytoplasm; cytosol; nucleus
Molecular function (GO): adenyl-nucleotide exchange factor activity; protein-folding chaperone binding
Source: RefSeq, a predicted model, not a curated record